CCGUCCGUCUCAAACGUUAUAGUUCACCAGUGGCUAUUGAACAAAAAACAAUUAAGGAGAAAUUAAAAAAAAAUUGAAUAAUUCCCCUUGAAAAUGACAAGUGAAUUAAUUAAAUAUAUUUGUAAAAUUCGCAUGGAAAUUUAAAAAUGGGAAAAAAGUGAACGUUCAUUCUCAGAAUUGUUAUUUAAAAACUGUGAGUUCCUGCUUCUCCAACUUUGAUAAAUUCUGGUAAAUAAUACAGAUCUAAUAUGAUGAAUUGAAAGCUCCUAAGACAACAUGAGAAGGAUCCGCAGUGUUAGAAUGAGUUUAAAGUGCACAUUGUUUUGUUUCCUUGCCAUCGGAGUGUUUGGUGAGGAAGAUCUAAGGACUUCCACUAAGUUAAGUUUGUCAUUCAAUGGUAAUAACGAGGCAGAUACAACUGUACAUAAACCGAGAAGUUUACCGGAUGUUCGAGUUAACAGGUCAGAUUAUAGUUGGUACACGAUAGCUGAAAGAUUGGAUGUAUUCAGCUCCAAAAAUCUUGAGAAACAUUGGGAGGAAAAUAAAUAUCCAGUUGGCGCACAGUGUCAAAAGGAUAUAACACGGUACCUCGUGGGCCUGAGGAAUCACGAAAUUUGGGCUCUAAAAGCUGAUGAUGCAUCAGGAAGGUACACAGCCGGUUUCUUUUGGGGUAAUUCGUACUUCAUGGGAUCUGCAACAGAAUGCGAAUACAUUGGAUACGAUUAUUCGAAGAAAAAUGAAAAAUUUCUGUCAGUUGAAUCGAUUAACGAGGUACAGGAGUUUAAUGAACAGCCCAAGAUGAAGGUGAAAGUCAAUAAGGGAUUAUCGGGAAGUCGUUUAUCGUACAAAGUCCCAGAUACACCUCCAUACAAACUAGGAUUCUUCAUGAUGACCAUCUCGAUCAAUGACACCAUUAUCUCGCCAGUUACAAGAACAAUACAAUUGGGUGUCUGUCUUCCAUUUUCCUGCACCGCUCAAGACAUGUUUACCAUAGGAAAAUUAUCAGCUAGUGAAACGGCCUUGAGGCAUUCAUUCAUAGAAAAAGUUCGAGAUCAGCACAAUUAUUACGACAUCUAUCAAGAUCCUGCCUUCUGGGCAUUGUUUGGUUCUACGAUUUUUGUUGUUAUUUUAAUGAUAAUUGGAACAGCUUAUGAUUACUAUUUGUCCUUCAAAGUGUCUCAAAGACGAGCUGCUUUUUACGACUCGGAGAAGCAUACGAAACUAGAGCAAGGUAUAAAUGAUCAUCAUAAAAAAUCAAACGAAUUUGACGGUAAGAUCUACAUACCUGUUCCAGUGGGAGAUGCCGUCGGUACUCUUGUGGUUAGUCCAGUGAACAAUAAUAACGAUCAUGAGACGAGCAUUUCACCUACAGGGACUACCAUUCAACAGCUCAAUGUUUGUGAAGAACUACUUCUGUCGUUCUCGGUCCGAGAGAACAUGAGGACUAUCUGUGAUCCUGGGGUUGGGAGAGAUACGAUCAGUACAAUUCAUGGACUGAGGGCCAUUUCGAUGGGCUGGGUAAUUCUAGGACACACUUGCAUCGUUAUCUUCAAGUACUCGGACAAUAUGGAGUAUCGAAAAGUCGUUGAGAAGAGAUUCCUCUUCCAGACAAUCACCAAUGGAGCCUUCAGUGUGGAUACAUUUUUCUUCAUGGGUGGCUUACUUGUCGCUUACUUAUUUUUUCGUACAAAUGCAAUGGGAGAUCUGAAUAAAUUGACUCAGGGAACUCGAGGAUUGGUCGCCGGAUUUUUAAAGUUCAUUGGGCUCUUGCUCUAUCGUUUUUGUCGGCUUACUACACCGUAUAUGUACGUUUUGGGAGUUGUUCAGGUCGCCAUGAAGUGGUUCCAUGCCAAUUCCGUUUUUGAACCGCCAACACCGGACCACGAAAACUGUCCAAACUAUUGGUGGAGGAAUUUACUGUACAUCAAUACCCUAUUUCCCGUGGACGAAAUGUGUAUGCUUUGGAGCUGGUACGUAGCAGACGAUACCCAAUUCUACAUUGUCGGUGCGGUAAUCCUUGUAAUUGCAACAAACCACUUGAAAGUAGCAGCUUUCUCAGUUGUUACACUAAUGGUGAGCUCAUGGCUGACAACAGGAUACAUAGCACUGGUGAAUAAUCAUAUGCCCAGCUCGGAUGACCCAUUAGCACUGUUCGAUAAAAUUUACGAUAAACCAUGGACAAGACUGGGCCCUUACCUCAUUGGAAUGUCCGUUGGAUACUUUUUAUUCAAGACUGAUUGUAAAGUCAAAAUGUCAAGAACAACUGUUGUCGUUGGCUGGCUCUUGUCAUCGGCAUGUUUAUUGAGUUUACUCUAUGGAUUGUACGAAGCUGAGUUAUCACCGAUCACAGCUGCUGCCUAUUCAUCAUUGAGUCACAGUGCAUGGGCACUUGGACUAGCUUGGAUCGUUGUUGCCUGCAGCACCGGAUAUGGCGGAUGGGUCAAUAAAAUUCUUUCAGCACCAAUUCUGUAUCCCUUCAGUAGAGUCACAUAUUGUGCAUAUUUAGUUCAUCCAAUGAUUAUUCGGUUAACUGCUAUGAAUUUGGAUUCACCAUUUCAUCUGGGAAAGGAUACAGUGGUUGUAACAUUCAUCGGACAGGUUGUCCUGUCCUACAUUGUUUCAUUUGCUGUAUCCCUGUCAUUUGAGGCGCCUAUUGUUAGUAUGCUUAAGAUCCUGUCACCCAAAAAGAAGAAAAGAAUUCAAUGAAUUCGUAAUUAUUAUUAAAAUAAUAAUUUAUGUGUACAAU
This is a messenger RNA of Diachasmimorpha longicaudata, 2746 nucleotides long. RefSeq names its product nose resistant to fluoxetine protein 6. Gene Ontology annotation, molecular function: acyltransferase activity, transferring groups other than amino-acyl groups. The record is from RefSeq and is a predicted model, not a curated record. Lineage: Eukaryota; Metazoa; Arthropoda; Insecta; Hymenoptera; Braconidae. Bases 277 to 2706 code for a protein of 809 amino acids. The transcript is spliced from 9 exons.